AUGGAAUCUACUCAAUCCUCUUUUGAACAUUUACUCUCACCGAAUUUUCAAGACACCAUUAAAGCAUGGUUAAAAGAGGAUAUUCCCUCCUUCGACUAUGGAGGCUAUGUUGUUGGUGAUGACGUUAAAAGUGCUUCUCUGUUAGGCAAAACACCCGGUGUACUAGCCGGUGUUCCAUUCUUCAAUGAAGUGUUUCGUCAAUUAAAUUGCAGGGUCGAUUGGUUUCUCAAAGAAGGAGAGUUUUUUCAACCAGUCAAGGAAAUUGCACGUGUUCACGGAGCGGCACGUAAUAUUUUAUUGGGAGAACGUACGGCAUUGAAUAUUAUUGCACGCUGUAGUGGCAUUGCUACAAAAGCCAAAAAGUGUAAAGAUCUAAAAAUAGAGCAUGGAUAUCAUGGUAUUAUUGCUGGGACAAGAAAAACUACGCCUGGAUUUCGCUUGGUGGAAAAGUAUGGAAUGUUAAUUGGUGGAGUAGACACACACCGCAUCGAUCUGUCCACGAUGAUAAUGUUAAAAGAUAAUCAUAUUUGGAGUCAAGGCUCGAUCACACAAGCAGUGAACCGAGCGCGAGCAGUCGGCGGAUUCUCCUUAAAAAUAGAAGUUGAAUGCCGCACAGAAGCCGAAGCAGACGAAGCUAUUCUAGCUGGUGCCGAUGUCGUAAUGCUUGAUAAUAUGCACGGUGAUAAAUUGAAAAACGUGGCGAAAUCUUUAAAAUCGCGAUGGUCAAAUUAUAAAUUCUUGUUGGAGUCUAGUGGUGGGAUUACCGAAGACAAUAUUGUGGAAUAUUUUUCACCGGAAGUAAAUUCAAAAUUUAGUCCGUGGUUAUAA
Ambispora leptoticha is the source of this 828-nucleotide messenger RNA. NCBI's taxonomy places the organism in Eukaryota, Fungi, Glomeromycota, Glomeromycetes, Archaeosporales, Ambisporaceae. The record is from the annotation of a GenBank genome assembly.